UUCCCCUGCUCUGGGUUUGUGAGUGUGAAUUUGGUUGUAUCCUUUCUGUUUUCUCUCUUCGACCUCUUCUUCUAUUCUGUGAGGUUCUGUUCUGUGUGAGAAAGAUAGAAGGAGGGAAACCUAGAAAAUUUUUCGCCUGACCAUUGCUGCUCCUCAUGAUUAACAUAUAGUUUUAUUUGAUGAAGGUGUCGAGGAUCUGACCUAGGGUUUUCAUAUAUACUGUGGAUAUAAUUGAAGGCAGGGGACGGUUUGAAGGGUUUGGAAUCCGACGUGAAUAAAAAUGUUGAUUCGUAAUGCGAUAUUGCGGGAAUUAUAGUUUUGAUCUUGCGGAAUUGCGCGAAUCUUCGAGUUUAAGCAAUGGAUGUCGAUUCCUCGAUGGUGUCGGAAACCGAUCAGGAUCCAGUUUUGCAGAAUAACAACACAGCUCAGCCUUCUGCGGCAAUGGAAAGGGAGCAGCUUGAAGAGCAGCCGGCGUCAGCCGGCGGAUCUCCAUCGACUACCCAGUCACCGGUGCAGCAGCAGCAGCAGCAGGUGUCUUCUCAGGGGCAGCAGAGUUCUGUUAUUGGACCUAGGCUCGCGCCAACUUACUCCGUGGUGAAUGCAAUAAUUGAAAAGAAGGAGGACGGACCAGGGCCUAGGUGUGGCCACACCUUGACGGCCGUCGCAGCUGUUGGAGAGGAAGGUACACCUGGGUACAUUGGCCCAAGGCUUAUUUUGUUCGGUGGUGCCACUGCACUUGAAGGGAAUUCGGCAGCUUCCGGGACUCCUUCUUCGGCAGGAAAUGCUGGAAUACGUCUAGCUGGUGCCACGGCUGAUGUCCAUUGUUAUGACGUCUUAACAAAUAAAUGGUCCAGGAUAACUCCCUAUGGAGAACCUCCAACUCCAAGGGCUGCUCAUGUGGCAACUGCUGUGGGAACAAUGGUGGUUAUUCAGGGUGGCAUCGGUCCUGCUGGCUUGUCAGCAGAAGACCUUCAUGUUCUUGACCUCACUCAGCAGCGGCCACGAUGGCAUAGGGUUGUUGUUCAAGGUCCUGGACCAGGACCUCGUUAUGGACAUGUGAUGGCUUUGGUGGGGCAGAGAUAUCUAAUGGCUAUUGGAGGAAAUGAUGGAAAGAGACCUUUGGCUGAUGUAUGGGCCUUGGACACAGCUGCCAAGCCUUAUGAAUGGCGCAAGUUGGAGCCAGAAGGAGAGGGGCCACCGCCAUGCAUGUAUGCAACUGCAAGUGCACGCUCUGAUGGGCUUCUUUUACUUUGUGGGGGGAGGGAUGCCAAUAGUGUGCCGUUGGCAAGUGCAUACGGUCUUGCAAAGCAUAGGGAUGGCCGAUGGGAAUGGGCAAUUGCCCCUGGUGUUUCACCAUCUCCGAGAUAUCAGCAUGCAGCUGUAUUUGUUAAUGCAAGGCUACAUGUAUCUGGAGGGGCUCUUGGUGGAGGGCGGAUGGUAGAAGAUUCGUCAAGUGUUGCAGUGUUGGAUACUGCAGCUGGCGUUUGGUGUGAUACAAAAUCUGUUGUUACCAGUCCAAGGACAGGACGAUACAGUGCGGAUGCAGCUGGUGGGGAUGCUUCAGUGGAGUUGACCCGGCGUUGUAGGCAUGCAGCCGCUGCUGUUGGUGACCUAAUUUUUAUUUAUGGUGGUUUACGUGGUGGAGUUUUGCUGGAUGACCUCCUUGUUGCUGAAGAUCUUGCUGCUGCUGAAACCACAACUGCUGCUUCACAUGCAGCCGCAGCUGCUGCAACUAAUUUACAACCAGGGUGCAUGCCUGGACGAUAUGGGUUUGAUGAUAGAUCAAGGCAAACAAUGCCUGAAGCGGCUGCUGAUGGGGCAGUUGUUCUGGGCAAUCCCGUUGCUCCCCCUAUAAAUGGUGACAUGUAUACUGAUAUUAGCACUGAAAAUGCCAUGUUACAGGGAUCAAGGCGAACUAGCAAAGGUGUUGAAUAUCUAGUUGAAGCAUCAGCUGCUGAAGCUGAAGCUAUCAGUGCCACAUUGGCUGCUGCUAAGGCACGGCAAGUGAAUGGUGAAGUUGAUUUGCCUGACAGAGAUGGUGGGGCUGAGGCUACUCCAAGUGGGAAGCCUAUAUCUUCUUUGAUUAAGCCUGAUUCUGCAGUAUCAAAUAGUAUUAUUCCUGGUGGAGUUAGACUGCAUCAUAGAGCUGUGGUUGUUGCUGCUGAGACUGGGGGGGCGUUAGGUGGGAUGGUUAGACAGCUUUCCAUUGACCAGUUUGAAAAUGAAGGCAGGAGGGUCAGUUAUGGAACUCCAGAAAAUGCAACUGCAGCCAGAAAACUAUUAGAUAGGCAGAUGUCUAUUAAUAGUGUCCCCAAAAAGGUCAUAGCACACCUCUUAAAGCCUCGAGGCUGGAAACCACCAGUUCGCCGGCAAUUUUUCUUAGACUGCAAUGAAAUUGCAGAUCUUUGUGAUAAUGCAGCGCGGAUAUUUUCAAGUGAACCGAGUGUUUUACAACUUAGGGCACCCAUUAAAAUAUUUGGUGAUUUACAUGGUCAAUUUGGGGAUCUUAUGCGGCUUUUUGAUGAGUAUGGUGCACCAUCAACUGCUGGUGACAUAGCAUAUAUUGACUAUCUAUUCCUAGGAGAUUAUGUUGACCGAGGCCAACACAGCCUGGAAACUAUAACC
Molecule: messenger RNA, 2625 nt
Organism: Neltuma alba
Lineage: Eukaryota; Viridiplantae; Streptophyta; Magnoliopsida; Fabales; Fabaceae
Product: serine/threonine-protein phosphatase BSL3
Exons: 15
Biological process (GO): brassinosteroid mediated signaling pathway
Molecular function (GO): protein binding; phosphoprotein phosphatase activity
Source: RefSeq, a predicted model, not a curated record